GUAGACAUACAGUGGUAAGAGAAGCAUCAGUGUGUCUACAGUGUAUAAAACAUUUUAACUAGGAUCAGAUUUAGAAAUGUCUCAAAGUAACGGUAGUUUUUGUACAAAUGGAAAUACGAAUAAGAAAGUUGCUUUAGUAACUGGUAUUACUGGACAGGAUGGGUCAUAUCUGGCUGAAUUCCUCAUUGAGAAAGGUUAUCAGGUACAUGGUAUCAUUAGAAGAGCUAGUACAUUUAAUACACAUCGAAUAGAGCAUCUGUAUGCAGAUCCUAAAUCACAUACAGAAGGAGCUUCAGACGACAAGAGGGGAGCAAUGCAUCUCCACUAUGGUGACAUGACAGACAGUACAAGAUUAGUUAAAAUUAUUAGUGACAUAAAACCAACGGAAAUAUAUAAUUUAGCUGCUCAAAGUCAUGUUAAGGUUUCAUUUGAACUUGCUGAAUACACUGCUGAUGUAGAUGCUCUUGGUGUAUUGCGUCUGCUUGACGCUAUACGAACAUGCGGCCUUACAAAACAGGUUAAGUUUUACCAGGCUUCCACAUCCGAAUUAUACGGAAAAGUACAAGAAAUACCUCAACGAGAAACCACACCUUUCUACCCCAGGUCUCCGUAUGGUGCUGCGAAACUAUAUGCGUAUUGGAUCGUAAUUAAUUAUAGAGAGGCUUAUGGUAUGUUUGCCUGUAAUGGUAUCCUAUUUAACCAUGAAAGUCCACGAAGAGGUGAAACUUUUGUAACAAGAAAAAUCACACGAGCCGUUGCUAAAAUCAAGUUGGGACAACAAUCGGUUUUAGAAUUAGGUAAUAUAGAUUCUAAACGUGAUUGGGGUCAUGCCAAGGAUUAUGUCGAGGCUAUGUGGAGGAUGUUACAAUUAGAUGAACCAGAAGAUUUUGUUAUAUCAACAAAUGAAGCUCAUAGUGUGAGAGAAUUCGUAGAAGCAUCUUUCAAAAUUACUGGUGUUGACAUAGUAUGGGAAGGUAAAAAUGAGAACGAGAUAGGUAAAGACAAAGCUACUGGUGAAGUGCGAGUUAAAGUUAAUCCUAAAUUUUAUCGACCUACUGAAGUGGAAUUUUUACUUGGUGAUUGCUCAAAAGCUCAGGAAAAACUAGGAUGGAAGAAGAAAUAUAAUUUUAAUGAAUUAGUGAAAGAAAUGGUAGACGAAGAUCUGAAACUUAUGCAAAUCAAUCCGACAGCAUAAUGAUGGCGAUCUUAGUUAAUACAGAUUAACUGACAUCUUUCCACACAAGCCAAUCUGACAAUGUGAUACUUUAUCAUUUGAAAAGUUUAUUUGAAUCAAGGUGUAUAUGUCAUUAUUUUACACUUGGGUUGAUAUAUUAUUAAUUUGAAUCAAGGUGUAUAUGAAUUUACAGCCUUUAGUGGAUAUAUAUAUUAUUUUUUUAGGUUUUUUUAUGCUAUGUUUAUGUGUUGACAAUGAUAUUUUAUUAACAAGCUUUAACUUUAUGUGAUGCUGCUUUACGUUUUGUUCAUUGGGCGAUCAGAUACAAGAACAACCACUUAGUUUUGUUUAUGUGCAAUCAGAUGUUAAAAUUACUACAUCCUUGUAAUAUAUAAUCCUUGGUUUUUGUAAUACCACGAUUAACUGUUAUAAUCACUACACCGUGUAAUACUGUAUAAUCAGUGGUUAUUAGCAAGUGGUAACUAUUGCAAAUUGGUGCAUUAUAUUUCAUAUUAUACUGUAGGCUUUCAAAUCAUCAGUAAUAUCAAACCAUUCAUUUUUGUAGUCCACCUUGUAAGAGUAUAUUGUUGUCAUACACGUCUAACCCACACUCCUUGUCAACACUGUACAUGUCAAGAAUUUUUGCUGGGAUGCUCAGAGGAGUAGAAGCUUUAUUAGAAACCAGAGUUUUCACAGUAUUACUAACCCUGUCAUCGAAACCUAUGAGUUUUUGAGAUUUUCUUUUCAAACUCACUAGGAUUGUUGUAUGCUUCCAGAAGAUCUUAAUCAAAAUUUAAAGUCAGGAAACAAUUUUUACAGAGUCACUGUCAAUGAUCAACUGGUCAGAGAUUUUUGAGAUUUUCUUUUUCCAAACUAAAUUGUCCUGAUUAAAAUCAUUAUGAUUUUUUAUGGUCAAUUUUCUGGAAUUGUUAGGCAAAUUAUAUAGAGGAAUCUUUUUGUAAUUCAGAGUUGCCAUUGAAUUUUUUAUAUCUAGUUAAUGGCCAUGACCUGAGUGUGGGCAUAUGUUCAUUCCCUGGUAUGACUAUAUCAUUAAAAGAUCUGACUGGUGACCUUACUUAUUAAAUCAACUUGCUUAAAUUAUUUGUUUUUUUAUGUCAAAUUACUUAAUUGAAUUAAACAUCAAGUUAAUUCCAAAAAAAUGUUGUAAUCUUUGCCAUAAUUUGCAAUUAAAGCUAUCCGCUUGAAGUUUGGUAGCAGCAUACAAUGUUUACUAAUUUGAUAACCAUGCAACAUCUAGGUUACUAAGAAAACUUAACACUCAUUCAAACAAUUUUUAUACGCCCACAUUUUCUCUUGCAAAAUUUGGCCGAAUCUUGCAUGGCAACUGCUUGUUGGAUCUCUGUUGAAACUGGAAAUCUCAUAGUUGCAUUCAUUAGAAUGUUGAUUUGGAUUUUAAUUUAUUAACUUAUAAUUAUUAUUAUGUUCAAAUAAGGUAUAUAAUAAUUAUUUUGAGUUUUUCAUCAUUAUUUACAAGCCAGUUUUUGUUAAUUGACCAUCAGAACAAAAUUCAGAGUAAAUUAAUGAAGACACCCUUAAAAAUAUUGGUUCCAGCAGUUCUGCUAUAUAGAGAAAUUAUGUUUGAUUUCAUUUUUCAUAUAUCAGAUUUACCAUCUUUUGUUUUUGUUGACCCGCACUCCGUUUAUUUAUUAAUUAAAUAUUUGUUUUUAUCUGUUGAUUUAUUGUGGGACCUUUACUUAAAAAGUAUUUUUGUUAUGUAUGUAUCUGUCAUGUUUGGUAAUUACAUUAGUAAUGAUAUUAAUAUAUGUGGGAAAAAUUAUAUAAAUACAUGUGGGAAAAAUUAUAUAAAUAUUAUUAAUAAAAUUUAAUGAGAAAUAAAGUUGGUUUUAAAAAACA
This is a messenger RNA of Patella vulgata (common limpet), 3049 nucleotides long. RefSeq names its product GDP-mannose 4,6 dehydratase. The record is from RefSeq and is a predicted model, not a curated record. NCBI's taxonomy places the organism in Eukaryota, Metazoa, Mollusca, Gastropoda, Patellidae. Gene Ontology annotation, biological process: GDP-mannose metabolic process. Bases 77 to 1195 code for a protein of 372 amino acids. The transcript has 13 exons. Gene Ontology annotation, molecular function: GDP-mannose 4,6-dehydratase activity.